Aspergillus heteromorphus CBS 117.55 is the source of this 189-nucleotide messenger RNA. RefSeq names its product 40S ribosomal protein eS30. The coding region runs from base 1 to 189 and encodes 62 amino acids. The record is from RefSeq and is a predicted model, not a curated record. Gene Ontology annotation, biological process: translation. Gene Ontology annotation, cellular component: cytosolic small ribosomal subunit; ribosome. NCBI's taxonomy places the organism in Eukaryota, Fungi, Ascomycota, Eurotiomycetes, Eurotiales, Aspergillaceae. The transcript has 5 exons. Gene Ontology annotation, molecular function: structural constituent of ribosome.
AUGGGUAAGGUUCACGGAUCUCUCGCUCGUGCCGGUAAGGUCAAGAGUGCCACCCCCAAGGUCGACAAGCAGGAGAAGCAGAAGUCCCCUAAGGGCCGUGCCCGCAAGCGUCUCAUCUACACCCGCCGUUUCGUCAACGUUACCCUGACCGGUGGCAAGCGCAAGAUGAACGCCAACCCCACCCAGUAA